AUGACCCGCACGGAGCCGGACGGGAAGGAAUUGGGCGGCCGCGUGGCGGCCAUCCUGGCGCGCUGCCGGCAGCUGCACGUGGAGCCGGCCCAACUGCGCAGCCUGUCCGGCUACGACCGGCUGCAGCAGGCAGCGAGCGGCAAGCAGCCCCGCUGGCAGCCCUGGCUGCUACCCGGCCUACUAGCCAUCCUACUGGCCGUCUUCGUCCACCAGGAGCUGUACACAGUGCAAGGCCUGUCGCGGCUCAUCUUGUGGGUGGAGGGUCUCAACGUGGAGAAUGAGCCGUGCAUGAUCGAGAUGCAUCCGAUAAUGGCCGACCUGACGGCGGCGCCAAACAACUGCAGCAGGUGCUCAGAUGUGCUGGACGUGGACCGGGUCUCCAACAUCACUCCGCAAGAGUUCGAGCUCAAGUACGCGUACUCGGGCCGACCCGUCAUCAUCACGGACGGCACCGCCAACUGGACGGCCCCCGCCGUCUUCAACUUCCAGUUCUUCAAGGAGCUGUAUGCGGAAAGCUCGGGGAGACUCGCGGCGGACAGCACGGAGGCGGGCUGCCAGUUCUUCCCAUACAAGACUAACUUCGACGGCCUGAGUGACGUGUUCUCCAUGUCGGCGGCCCGGGCCAACAUGCAGAAGGGCGAGGAGCCGUGGUACAUCGGCUGGUCUAGCUGCGACUCGGCGGCGGGGAACGAACUGCGCCGCCACUACACCCGGCCUUACUUCCUGCCGGAGACGGCCGAGUCGACCCGACUCGACUGGAUCUUCAUGGGCACGCCCGGAUUCGGCGCACAUUUGCAUAUUGACCACGUGAAGCACCCGUCGUGGCAGGCGCAGCUGCAUGGCCGCAAGAUGUGGACGCUGGAGCCCCCACGCGAGUGUCUGUCUGUCUGCCGCAGCAUGGACGUCACCGUCAACCAGGGGGAGAUCAUUGUGCUGGACACCAACAUGUGGUACCACAUGACGCAGAUCGUGUCGGACGAGAUCAGCAUCACCAUCGGGUCCGAAUACGACUGAGCCCCGCGCCGCUGUCAUCUGCAUGGACGUGCGCACGCCCGCGCGAUGCAUUCUAGUCGCCCGGCACGCGCACUUAUUCCGGUGGAUCUAAAAACGCCAAUGGUGGAGAAAAUCUGCUGCAAAGCUACAAAAUGAGAGACGUUUUCUCGCUGGGCUGCUGGGUCCGCGAAACACCAAAGGCAACCAUCAUACACCGCCACGGGUACGCGACGUGUGGUAGCCAAGACCUUAUAAUAACAGCACAACAGCCCAGUGGCAGCGAAGUCGUAAGAGCUCUUGAACUCAACUCGAGGAUCAGAAGGCAACGAUGCUGAACGAGGUGGUCGAAUCGCACAUAGUCAAAAAUCAAGUACUUUCAAGUGAGCGGCUCUGGUUAGAUUACCACCACCGGACCCCCUCAAAUUAAUUGCUCGGAGUUUGAAAUACAAUGCGUUUUUUCCUACCUUGGUCAGCAAUAGUUAGGAUCUGCGAAGAGAGUAAAGAUAAAAAAGCACGUCGUGACUCCUACAUGACUCAUCAAGAGCAAACCUGCACAAAAUAUAAAAACCUGCACAAAAUAUUUAUUGUUCUCGUCAAUUUUGUGUUCGCAGUAGUUCUUCCCUGUAAGCACAGCAAGAAAAAUUCUCCAAUUUGGCAUUUUUGCAGCACAUUUUUGCCAAUAUUGGCGUAUUGUAUCUGCCGGAAUAAACAUGCGCCCCGCGGCCGACAUCGCGGCUCCGCGCGGACCUCGAGAUACUCUCCUGAGCCAGAUCGGCGAUCGGGAGAUGUCACCCUGACCCCGGAGCCGACCCGGCUCGAGAGGUCUCACCCUUGGCCCGUGCAUGUGUGGUGACGAGGUGGGCCGUCGCCACCUCCGUGUGGACUAGCGGUCGAGUCGCCGACCGCCAUUUAGCAACGAGGCGUACACGAAACAGCUUAAGCAGUUGUGACCAAUGUCGGCAGCACACUGUGUCGUGCCAUAUGUCGCUGUUGUGAGGCUUUACCUGUGAACUGCGAUGCGUUGUGUUGGCCGUAUCCGUUUGUGGUACGGGUCCCAUUCAAGCCGUGGGGGUUUCCGACCGGAGACCGUGGUGUUGCUUUACGUAAGUUGACAGACUUGUGACGUGCGCAGCGGUGACCUUAGGUCUACAUCAGCGACUUAGAAGAAUCGCAAGUGAGCCAAGAAUAGCUCCCGCCGAGCGGGGGCGAUUUCGCCUGGCGGCCUGGGAGCUCGGGUGGAGUUGGGGUUAGGGGUGUUCAUGUCCUUCCUAGGUGCCCCUUGCCAUUUAUUCCCCACUUGAGCUGGAGCCGUGAAACAGGAACCAGUGGGCGGCCUGGCGUGCAGGGAAUCCUCUGAUGUUAGGGGGCUCAGCAUCUAACGCCCUCGCCCGGCGAAGGGUAAGAAGUGCCAUUCGUACGUGGGUUUAACGCCUGCAUUGUGAGCCUGAGGCUUGCCCGUUGUUAGACCCCAAUGGUGGUUUGAUUA
Molecule: messenger RNA, 2479 nt
Organism: Pollicipes pollicipes
Lineage: Eukaryota; Metazoa; Arthropoda; Thecostraca; Pollicipedomorpha; Pollicipedidae
Product: bifunctional arginine demethylase and lysyl-hydroxylase JMJD6-B
Exons: 7
Coding region: 1-1014 (337 amino acids)
Molecular function (GO): 2-oxoglutarate-dependent dioxygenase activity
Source: RefSeq, a predicted model, not a curated record